AAAUCCUCUUAUUUCAUUUAUCUCUGCCUCCAAAAAUAUUAAUUCAAACAAGAAAAGAAAGGAAUUAUAAUACACAUCUAUAUCUAUAUAUUCCCCUACCAUUAAGAAUCCUAGAAUCUUUUCUUUUCCUUCCUCAACAUGAAAACACCAUUCAUCUUAACAACGUUGUUUGUUUUUCUAGCAUGUUCUCUCUCACCAGAUGUUGGAUAUUGUUUUGGAAUCAACUAUGGUCAAGUUGCUAACAAUUUGCCACAACCUGAAAAAGUUCUUGUACUAUUGAGUACCUUAAACCUCACGAAAACAAGAAUCUACGACACAAAUCCUCAAAUUCUUACUACAUUUUCAAAAUCAAAUAUUGAGAUAAUUGUGACGGUUGAAAAUGAAAUACUUAACCAAUUAGAUGAUCCACAACAAGCACUUCAAUGGGUUAAUAGUCGUGUGAUACCGUUCUUACCAAACACGAAAAUCACCGGAAUUCAAGUAGGUAACGAGGUUUUCACCGACGAUGAUACAACUCUUCUUCAACAUCUUGUUCCGGCCGUGAUUAAUAUCUACAACGCAUUAGCUCAAUUAGGCUACUCGAACAUUUGGGUUUCGACGCCUAGUUCGUUGGCCGUGUUGGAAAAUUCUUACCCGCCUUCGGCCGGGAGUUUUAAAGGCGAAAUUUCGAGUAUGAUGUAUCAAUUUUUGAAUUUUUUAUCGACGACGAAAGCGCCUUUUUGGAUCAAUGCUUACCCUUACUUUGCCUACAAAGAUGAUCCAAAUUCGAUACCUUUGGAUUAUGUUUUGUUUAACCCUAAUGCAGGAAUGGUUGAUCCUAACACAAAUCUACAUUAUGAUAACAUGCUUUAUGCCAUGGCUGAUGCUGUUUCAUUCUCCAUUGCUAGAAUGGGAUUUAAAGGGAUUGAAGUUAGGGUUUCUGAGACGGGUUGGCCUUCGAGAGGCGACGCGAAUGAGGUCGGUGCUUCUCCGGUGAAUGCGGCGACUUAUAAUAGGAAUUUGUUGAAGAGACAAAUGGCGAAUCAAGGGACACCUUUGAAUCCUAGGAUGAGGUUGGAGGUUUAUUUGUUUGCAUUGUUUAAUGAAGAUUUGAAACCUGGUCCAACUUCAGAAAGAAAUUAUGGUCUUUUUAGACCUGAUGAAUCUGUUACUUAUAAUGUUGGGUUUUCAACUCUUGCAACACCAAAAACUUCAGCUUCCACUUCCUUUUCUCUUGCUUCCUCUGCCACCAAAAUUAAGGUAGCACCAAAGGGACAUAAAAACUUGGUGAAUUGGAUGUUUGUAUAUGUCUUGAUUUCUAUUCUUUAUGUGUGAAGACCCUUCUCCUUCAUUGUGGGAUUCAUGUCUAUACACUAAGUACUACAAAUUGGGAUUUUACUUCUUUCAAGUUUCAAAGUGGCCAAAAAAGAAAGACCUAAUUGAAGCAAAGGCACUUUGAGAAUCUCAAGUAUGAAGAUUAUUUAAAGUUACCCUAUUUUGCACAAAAAUAGGAGCAACACACUUUCCAAACAAUUGGGCAUACAAAGAAAGGAAUUCAAUUUGAAGAAUGGAAGAUUAUUGAAUGUCUUUAUCAAGUGGCUAUAGGCACUUACCCUACCAUUAUGUCACAUUCUAACUAUUAGCAUGUGGAAGUGACACAAAACUUAACUUAUUUAGGUAGAUAGGGGACACAAGCCACCUCAUUCUAUUCUUUCAAUGCAAGAUGUUGCAAAGCUUAAACUUUAGUUUUAUUUUAAUUCUCUUAAUUAUCAAUUACCAAGUAUAUAAUAGUUAUAUAUUAUUGAUCAUGUGAAUUUAAUCUCA
This is a messenger RNA of Lathyrus oleraceus (garden pea), 1803 nucleotides long. RefSeq names its product glucan endo-1,3-beta-glucosidase 14. Gene Ontology annotation, biological process: carbohydrate metabolic process. The coding region runs from base 139 to 1314 and encodes 391 amino acids. Lineage: Eukaryota; Viridiplantae; Streptophyta; Magnoliopsida; Fabales; Fabaceae. Gene Ontology annotation, molecular function: hydrolase activity, hydrolyzing O-glycosyl compounds. The record is from RefSeq and is a predicted model, not a curated record. The transcript has 3 exons.